Sitophilus oryzae (rice weevil) is the source of this 471-nucleotide messenger RNA. RefSeq lists its product as uncharacterized. Bases 1 to 471 code for a protein of 156 amino acids. Lineage: Eukaryota; Metazoa; Arthropoda; Insecta; Coleoptera; Curculionidae. The transcript has a single exon. The record is from RefSeq and is a predicted model, not a curated record.
AUGAGCAGAUUAAAUUCGGCAUACACCGAAUGGGGCCUUACUGUGAACAUUGAUAAAACGGAAUAUCUAGUGACCAAUUCAGAUGAUAAAUUUGACAUUUUUAUUACUGACAAUGCAAAGCUCAGACAGGUUGAAUGGUUUAAAUAUUUGGGGGCUCGUAUAACCAGAAUGGGACUGGACAAAACAGAAGUAUCUGCUAGAAUAGAACAAGGGCGGAAGAUUAUAGGAGCACUGAAUGGCAUCUGGUGGGACAAAAACAUAAGACCAAACACAAAAGUACAUAUUGGAAGAGCCCUAGUGGAGUCGGUAGUAACUUAUGGGUGUGAAGUUUGGACCUUAAAAGCUGAACAAAAGCGAGCUUUGAAUGCACUCGAAAUGGACUAUUUGAGACGCAGUGCGGGAGUAUCUAGAAACUGGACAGAGUUAGAAACGUGGAAAUCAGAGCCAAAAUGGAUGCCACACAGACAAUAG